Messenger RNA from Leucoraja erinaceus (little skate), 2708 nucleotides. It is a transcript of the gene adgrd1, whose product is annotated as adhesion G protein-coupled receptor D1. Gene Ontology annotation, molecular function: G protein-coupled receptor activity. Lineage: Eukaryota; Metazoa; Chordata; Chondrichthyes; Rajiformes; Rajidae. Gene Ontology annotation, cellular component: membrane. The record is from RefSeq and is a predicted model, not a curated record. Gene Ontology annotation, biological process: adenylate cyclase-activating G protein-coupled receptor signaling pathway; cell surface receptor signaling pathway.
AUGUUGUCGCUGAUUUCACUGAUCACCACCGGCGGCGGCGAACGCGCCCGACAGACAGGUCGGCUGGUGCUGGAGUCGGCCUCGCAUUACUGGCCCCUGGAGCGAGUGGACGGGCUGAACGAGCUUUGUCGCAACAAUGCCGACGUGGUGCAGGGGGUGGUGAGCCGGGGUAUCUACCUGGAGGGGAGCCCAGGCACCACCGACAUCUCCGGCAACACCGGCAUCACCCUGCUGCACUUCGGCAGCUCCACCAACUCAUGCAUCACCGAGCCUGAACGUUGCGGCAAUGCAGGGGUCACCUUCUCCUUCUUCUGGCGGAGCGGUGCGGAUGAUCCGGAUGGGUCGGUGCCGCAGGCGUUGGGCAGUAAACUGUUGUCCACUCGUUUCUCCGUCUACGCCGGCGGCUCCAGCGGCUUCGUGCUUUUCCACGCCGGCCCCGACGCCCGUUCCUGGAGGGCCCGUGUACACCCGCCCGGCCGACACUGGACCCACAUUUUGUUCACCUGGCAGCCGUUGGGGGGGCUGAAGGUUUACGUCAACGGUUCGCUCAGCUCCACCGACCCCCUGGGGUCCCGGGACCUGGACACGGGAUCCGCCAGCCUGGAGCCGGGGUCAAUGACGAGGUCACCCGCGGGGUCAACGCCGCCGGGGUCAACGCCGCCGGGGUCAACGCCGGAACUGACCCCCUCUGGCCACCACGUGACGGGAUCCUUCGAUGAGUUUGUGAUCUGGGAGCGAGCACUCACACCGCAGGAGAUCCAGAUGUACUACAGCACCACCACUGGUGUUCCCUCAUGUGACGUACCCUCUGUACCGGAGGUGACUCUGGGGCCCGGACCCUCGGCAACACAGCCCCCGGCCAGUGCGGACCCUGUGGCCGUGGGGGUCGGAGCGGGGACAGGGGAGGGGGACCAGCGUUUCCGUUACACGGGGGGGGGCGGAAGUGUCGCCGCCCCCUUCAUCUUCCCCAAUGACACGUUACAGAGCCCGGCAGCGCACAACCUCACACGGGACUUCCUGCAGACCGUCGGUGAGAUUCUGGCCGUGCCCAGCUGGAGCGGCUCAGCCGAGUUGGCCUCAGUGCUGGGCGAGCUGCUGGACACGGUGGACGGGGUGAUGGGACGCGUGGCCGCACUGGUGGACGGUCAACACAAUCGAGUGGUCACUGUCAACGGCAGCUCCACGCUGGCAGAUUACUCGCUGGUCAAGCUGCCCGCUGGCUCCAGGCUGCCCACCUACCGCUUCCCCUCGCAUGGACACAGUUACAUCCUCAUCCCUGGCAACGCCCUCAACACACACAGGCCGGGGGUGAUGGUGGGGAUGCUCUACCACACGCUCCACACCCUCUACGGCCACAUCCGCCCACUGGACACCAGGAUCAACGGGGCGACUCUACACAAGGACCACCUCAUCACAGUCGGCAGCCGCAUCAUCUCGCUGAAGAUCGACCCCCCACCCACACUCUCACACAAUCUGUCUGGGUCUCCGCUCAUCACCAUCACUCUCAGCCACAUACUGACGCCCGCGCAGUCCGGCCACGACUUGAACUCGUCCACCAACGUGUGGUGUUCCUUCCUCAACUUCAGUUCGGGCAGGGGCGUGUGGUCCAACGAGGGCUGUGCCAGGAUUGGGGGCAACAUUUCCCACUCCGUUUGUCGGUGUAACCAUCUCACCAACUUUGCCAUCCUCAUGCAGGUGGUGCCCCUGGAGUUGGAGCGUGUGCAUGUGGUGGCGCUGUCGGCCAUCACGUACGUGGGCUGCUCUCUGUCCAUCGUGUGUCUGACCGUCACACUGGUCACUCUGGCCGUGCUCUCCUCGGUCAGCUCCAUGUGUAACCAGCGUUACCAUAUCCACGCCAACCUGUCCGUCUCCAUAUUGGCCGCUCACAUCCUGCUGCUGCUCAGCUUCCGCUUCAGCCCGGACACGCUUCCCUGCAAGGUGUCGGCCAUCCUCCUGCACUUCCUGUUCCUGUCCACCUUCUCCUGGAUGUUGGUGGAAGGCCUCCACCUCUACAACAUGGUGGUCAGGGUCUUUGGGUCCGAGGACAGCAAGCACGUCUACUACUACAGUAUAGGCUGGGGCUCCCCGCUGGUGAUCUGUGUCAUGUCCGUCACCUCCACCUUCCACAGCUACGGCACGGCCGACAAACAACGGGCCGGUUUAUUAAUUGGGCGAUUAGCACUAACGGUCGAUUCAUCUCCUCUCCGUCUUCAGGUGAAUGUCGGAAUUCUCAUCGCCGUGACUCGUAUCAUAUCCAGAAUCAGCAUGGACAACUACAAGGUUCACCGCGACACUAAUGCCUCCAAGCUGACCGUGAAGGCAGUGGCCGUGCUGCUGCCCAUCCUGGGCAUCUCGUGGGCGUGUGGAGUGUUGGCCAUCAACAACUAUGCCCUAUUCUUCCAGUACAUGUUUGCCUUCUUCAACUCUCUGCAGGGAUUCUUCAUCUUCCUGUUUCACUGCGUUCUCAAUUCUGAGGUCAGGGCGGCGCUGAAACACAAGACUAAAGUCUGGUCGCUCAACAGCAGCUCCAUGCGCAACAUCAACGUCAAGCCCUUCAACUCCGAAAUCAUGAAUGGAAACCGUGGUGUGAGCGGCCCGACCAAGAUCAACACCUGGGAUAGAAGCACGGAGAUGGGGCACCGCGCGGACAUGUCCGCAGUCUGAACCCCCUGUAGCCCUCGCACCCCCACCCCCCCACCCCCACACUG